Molecule: messenger RNA, 1119 nt
Organism: Sceloporus undulatus (fence lizard)
Lineage: Eukaryota; Metazoa; Chordata; Lepidosauria; Squamata; Phrynosomatidae
Product: olfactory receptor 52B2-like
Exons: 2
Coding region: 166-1119 (317 amino acids)
Biological process (GO): G protein-coupled receptor signaling pathway
Cellular component (GO): membrane
Molecular function (GO): olfactory receptor activity; G protein-coupled receptor activity
Source: RefSeq, a predicted model, not a curated record
CUUUUCAGCUGGCUCGGCUUUGGGGGAAUUGGGUGGAAAGACGAAACCCAUGAAGGACAACUGUGCCACGAAGGAAGGGCAUCUCUUCAAGUCCCAAGGUUCCAACAUCUGCUGUGCCAGCUCAGAAGAGCUCUCAGCGCCAGCAGAAGCAGCUGCCCAUCCAUCAUGACAGCUGUCAAUCGCAGCAGCUUCGACCCCAUCACGUUUGUGCUGACAGGCAUCCCAGGCAUGGAGGAAUCCCACAUCUGGAUCUCGGUCCCUUUCUGCCUGAUGUAUGCGGCUGCUCUUGUUGGCAACGCCUUCCUCCUGCUCCUCAUUGCGACAGACCGCAGCCUCCGCCAGCCCAUGUGCCUCUUCCUCGCCAUGCUUUCGGUGGCCGACCUCAUGCUCUCCACAUCCACUGUCCCUGAGAUGCUGGCCAUCUUCUGGUUCGGUUCCAGGCAGAUCUCUUUCGACGCCUGCAUCACCCAGAUGUUCUUCACCCACUUCAGCUUCAUCGCAGAGUCCAGCAUUCUGGUGGCCAUGGCGUUCGACCGUUACGUGGCCGUCUGCCUCCCACUGCGCUAUGUAACCAUCCUCACACCAUCAGUGAUUGGGAAGGUGGCUGUGGCAGCCAUCUUGAGAGGCCUGUGCAUCAUGUUCCCACCCAUCUUCCUCCUCAAAAGGCUGCCCUACUGCGGGCACAGCACCAUGCGUCACACCUAUUGCGAGCACAUGGGCAUCGCCCGGCUAGCAUGCGCAGACAUCACUGUCAACAUCUGGUACGGAUUCACCACGACCCUCUUGUCCUCCGGGGUGGAUGUGGUGCUCAUCGCCCUGUCAUAUGCCAUGAUCCUCAGGGUGGUCUUCCACAUGCCCACCAAGGAGGCUCGGCUGAAGGCCCUCCGCACCUGCGCCUCCCACCUCUGCGUCAUCCUCCUGUUCUACGUGCCAGCCUUCUUCUCCUUCCUCACCCACCGCUUUGGCCACAACAUCCCCAGCUGCAUCCACAUCCUGCUGGCCAACCUCUAUGUGGUCGUCCCCCCCAUGCUCAAUCCCAUUGUCUACGGGGUCAGAACAAAACAAAUCCGGGAACGGGUCGUCCAUGUCUUCUCACAGACGGGGAGAACAUGCUGCUGA